This is a messenger RNA of Guillardia theta CCMP2712, 501 nucleotides long. RefSeq lists its product as hypothetical. The transcript has 6 exons. NCBI's taxonomy places the organism in Eukaryota, Cryptophyceae, Pyrenomonadales, Geminigeraceae. The record is from RefSeq and is a predicted model, not a curated record. Bases 1 to 501 code for a protein of 166 amino acids.
AUGCGAUCAAGUGCCCUCCCGAGUUUGCAUCUGACUUUUACUUCGGCCUUGACAAGCUUGAAGAUCAUCAGGUUGGAACAGUUGGAGUUUGAUAGGGCGAUGUUGAAGCCAAAGUCAAAGUUCGAUGUCGAGCCUCAACAGUCAAAGAAGGUCAAGCGCUCUGCAAGCGGAGAAGACUGGCGUGUGGAUUUCUUCAAGGUAGUUUGCGAUGGAAUUCUGCACAAUCCUCCCGCUCUCGUGAUAGUGGAAUGGACGCGAGAGCUCGGGCAGAACAGGAAGAAGAAGAAAGGCGAUCAACAAGAGCAAGUUGAAAAAGGAGAGCACGACGAAGAGAUGCAAGAGAUGGAAGUAAGCAUUCAGUUGUCUCUUUCUUUGGAUCUUUGUCUUGUGCUUCGUCUCAGGAAGAUCUCUUAUUUCAUCGCUGUUUGCUUCUCCGCUGCUCGUCCUUUCCUUGACUUCUCCGCAAGUCUGCAGAUCAACCUAACGGUCAAUCCGAUAUGA